AUGGGUGGAAAAAUUUCAACCAGAGGAGAUGUAUAUAGCUAUGGAAUUCUGCUUUUAGAAUUGUUGACAAGGAGGAGACCAACAGAUAAAAUGUUUGUAGAAGGUAUUAAUCUGCCAAAAUGGGCAAGCAUGCAUUUUCCAAAUAAGAUCACAGAAGUGGUGGACAACCAGCUGCUUAGAAAUGUUGAAGAGUUAAAUAAAGUAAUGGUAUUGGGAUGUCUUUCUGAAUUCAUGCAAAUAGGGUUGAUUUGCGCAAGGGAAGAUCCACACCAACGCCCAACAAUGGUGGAGACUGUUCAGAGAUUAGAAAAAAUAACUAGUGUAUUUCUUGGUAUUCCUAGAGCUUUUCAUUUGCCCAUAGAUAUCUCACCUUUGCUUGAGGGUACCAGUAAUCCAAGAAAUACCAAUGAAGAAAAUUUUGAAAGUUGGUCAACAUCUACAUCUUAG
Cryptomeria japonica (Japanese cedar) is the source of this 447-nucleotide messenger RNA. Its product is annotated as putative leucine-rich repeat receptor-like serine/threonine-protein kinase At2g24130. Lineage: Eukaryota; Viridiplantae; Streptophyta; Pinopsida; Cupressales; Cupressaceae. Bases 1 to 447 code for a protein of 148 amino acids. Gene Ontology annotation, molecular function: protein kinase activity. The transcript has a single exon. Gene Ontology annotation, biological process: protein phosphorylation. The record is from RefSeq and is a predicted model, not a curated record.